Molecule: messenger RNA, 3217 nt
Organism: Nelumbo nucifera (sacred lotus)
Lineage: Eukaryota; Viridiplantae; Streptophyta; Magnoliopsida; Proteales; Nelumbonaceae
Biological process (GO): mRNA pseudouridine synthesis; tRNA pseudouridine synthesis
Cellular component (GO): nucleus
Molecular function (GO): pseudouridine synthase activity; RNA binding
Source: RefSeq, a predicted model, not a curated record
AUUGGCUUCUUACAUUGUGAGAGAGAGCAAAAAUCCAAAAACUCUCACUCCCGCCUUUGCUUCCGCUCAAAACCUUUUUGAGAGAGAAAUCGAUUGAGAAAUGCUUCUGACAAAGAACGAAAGGUAAGGAUUCUUCUUCUUCAUGUAUGGUUGAUUCAUUUUUGUUUUCUCCCAUUCUAGGACAUCAAUCGGUGGAGGGCGACAAACACAGCUAAAGGCUUAGCCGCAAUUCUACUACAUAGGAGAAAAUCCGUAUCAAGCUGGAGCAAUCCCCCCAACUGCCGUUUUUGACGAUCCAAAAGGGAUUCCAUUGCAGCAAACCAUCUUCAAAGAUACGGCUUCUCCCUUCACCUACAUCUACUGUGGGACCUCUGGCGUCACCACCAUUAGGUUGCCAAUCUAGUGACUCUUCAAGGAGAAAACCAGCCAUUUGUAUAUGUUUCAAUUACUAAAGCAGAGUACGAUUUCACAUAAAAUGAUAGUAUAGAGGGCUUGAUUGGAGUAGGGAUAUUGUCCCAUAUGAUUGGAGCAGAUAGGCCCCUACUUACCCUUUCUCUGGAACCCAAUGGGGUUUCGAGCUAGACAGGCACUGAGGCACCAUCCAUCACGCCCACGUUCCGGCACAGCAGGGUCCAUCCGCAAACUCGUACCGUAUCGGCCCGCUAAGGCCUCAGAGGUUAUUCUCCGUCUGAGAAACUGGCUGGAAGUAUUCCUUCGUUAGGGUUGUAGAAGAUCAGAGUCGUUGCAGCGGUCUGGUCACUUGUAUUUUUCUUCCCUUCCAUGGUUUCCUUUCUGGGUCCAACCUCCAAAAGACACUCCGGAGUCCAAAACAUCCAAGUGCGGUUGCUCUGCUUAUAGCGACUCUCUUCUACUUGAUACGGGAAAUACGAUCAAACCAAGUGCCAAGCAAGAGUAACAACCACAGUAAUAACUUCUAAUAAGCAUGGAUUCCCCCCCAUCUCCUCCACAGCAGCCCGAACCCAAGAAGCUCAAAAUGUCCACCACCACCACCAACUCCGACGAUGAAGAAAUCGAACCCAAGCUCACUUCAACCGAGAGGAAGCCAAGAUACAAGCGGCGCAAGAUUGCCAUCUUCUUCGCCUACUGCGGUGUUGGUUAUCAAGGCAUGCAGAAGAACCCUGGUGCCAAAACCAUCGAAGCCGAUCUUGAAGAAGCCCUCUACCUCUCCGGUGCUAUUCCCGAGCCCGACCGCGGCAAUUCCAGGCGCUUCGACUGGUCUCGCUCCGCUCGCACCGAUAAAGGCGUCAGCGCCGUCGGCCAGGUCGUCUCCGGCCGGUUCUAUAUCGACCCUCCCGGCCUCGUCGAUCGUCUCAAUUCCAAUCUUCCCUCUCAGAUCAGAAUUUUCGGAUUCAAGCGUGUGACGGCUUCAUUCAACGCGAAGAAGUUCUGCGAUCGCAGGAGGUAUGUUUAUCUAAUUCCGGUCUUCGCUCUUGAUCCAAGUUCUCAUCGUGACGGAGAGAGUGUAUUGGCUAGCUUGGGUUCCGAAAACGAACUCGUUAGGUGUUCGGAGUGUUCUGAGAGGGGGCAUAAGGUUGCAGAUGUUAUGGGUCGACGUGAUAACGAAUCAAAAACUGUAGAAAAUGGCGGGAAUGAUACUGAUGCUUCUCAUUCUAAAGCAUCAGACGAAUCAAGGGUUUCUUCAGAAAGUGGCAUUGCAACCGUUUCACAGUCUGAAACCACAAAUGAACCUAGGGUUUCUUCCUUGGACGGUAUUGCUGUUCCCGAUGGGCUUGCAGAGGGGUGUGUUGUACUUUCGUCAGACAACAGAACUACUUAUCCCCAUUCGGAACUAGCAGAGGAUGUUGGCAUUUCUUCAAGUAAUGGUACUGCUGUUUCACAAUCUGAGUCAAUAGAAGAGCCUAACCCUUCUUCAGUGGAAAAUGAAAACAAUUUGGUUAGAUGCAGUAAUGGAGAAGAGACAUCUGCAAAAGGCAGUCGUUUUUGCUAUGGGAACAAGGAGAAGGAGAGGUUUAAUAGAAUUCUGAAGCAUUAUGAAGGAACUCACAACUUCCAUAAUUUCACAACAAGAACGAAGGCUGAAGACCCAUCUGCCAGACGCUUCAUUGUUUCAUUUAACGCGAAUAAGGUUGUUACUGUGGAAGGGAUGGAUUUUGUCAAGUGCGAGGUUGUGGGUCAGAGCUUCAUGCUUCAUCAGAUUCGGAAGAUGAUUGGACUAGCAGUGGCAGUCAUGAGGAAUUGUGCACCUGAAUCAUUGAUCGACACAGCUUUUGGGAAAGAUAUAAACAUCAAUAUGCCCACUGCUCCUGAGGUUGGUCUCUAUCUGGAUGAGUGCCUGUUUACUUCAUACAACCAUAAGUGGAAAGACUCGCAUGAAGAGUUAUCCAUGGAGACUUACAAGGAAGAGGCAGAGGAGUUCAAAAUGGAGCAUAUAUACUCUCAUAUUGUAUCCACUGAACAGAAGGAAGGGGUUGUUGCUCUUUGGUUGCACUCUUUAAACCACCGUAAUUAUCCCGAUUUCUGUAUUGAUGGGGACAAUGUAACCACAGCAACUGGAGAGAGAGCUCAAGUGGACAACAUGAUGCAGUGAUCUUUUUUUCUUUUUAUCAUUAAAAUUUGAUUGUGAUUUCAGCACAUUGACUGAAAGGUAUUUUCAUCAAAUCUUAGGUAUAUGUUAUAUACUGUAGGACCUCUCCCCCCAAAAUUUCCCUCCAUUUUCUCUUGAUUAGUCUUAACCUUGUUUUGUGUUUUCCUCAUUAAAAAUUGUUUUGCUCUCUUGAUUAGUCCUAACCUUGUUUGUGUUUUCAUCAUUAAAAUUUGUUUUGUUAUUUGUUGUGUUUAAAUAAGGUGUUUAGUAUUGCUACUACAGCCUACAGAGUGCAGUAGAGCUCUCCCUCCCUCCCUCUCUCUCUCUCUCUCUCUCUCUCUCUCUCCCUAAAAUACAGAGGAGCUCUCCUUUAUUGCAUGAGGAUUUAUGUUGGAAAUUUGAGGAGCUCAUUCUUGAGUAAGCUUAUUCCUUCCAGGGACAGUGGUGCUGUUCCAUGUUUUCCAUGCAUAAGUUAAGCCAAUACCAAGUAUAAGCAGAUAAUGUCACAUCUUAUUAGUAUUACAUAUUGUGUAUUCUUCAGGCUCCACAGAAGACAAACACAUUUCAUACUGUUGAUGAACUACUUCAUGAGUGCAUGAGCUGAUUGAUGAGAACUUGGUUUAGAAUCCAUUGUGGAAUUAUAUCGGUUUA